Messenger RNA from Acanthopagrus latus (yellowfin seabream), 3414 nucleotides. RefSeq names its product hepatitis A virus cellular receptor 1 homolog. Lineage: Eukaryota; Metazoa; Chordata; Actinopteri; Spariformes; Sparidae. The record is from RefSeq and is a predicted model, not a curated record. Bases 1234 to 2085 code for a protein of 283 amino acids. The transcript has 8 exons.
AGAUUUUGCAGCCGAGUUUUCCAUCCCUAAAAUCGAUCCAGGGGUAGGUGGUUUGUUUUUGAGUCCACACUUCCUCAGUCCAUAACUCCAGGAAACGUGACCUAGCAACAUAUACACCCCUGCUUACACCACAUAGUUAACCAGCCAUAAUUGGCUUGGUUCUUAUCUGCCCUGUGGUCAUGAUUUAUGGCAGUUCUGCUCUCUGGCCACCAGAUGGACUCACUGAACUGACCACAGAAUGUCGCUUUGAUCAAACAUGGUUUCCUUUUUACUUGGAAUUAAUAUCAGUUAUCUACAGGAGGUCCAUUUUACAUUUAAAUUAAUUUUACUUUUUAAUUUAAUGAGACACACCUGCAGUAUGCUUAAUUAAAAAAAGAUAAUAAUAAUGAUAAAAUCUUACAGCAGGAUUACGGUAGCCCUUAAAGUUUCUACCCCCUUGCCAAACCAUGCAAAAAACGUUCAUGGACGGAAUUUCUGCUUGUAAUUUAUGGAUAACAUGCUGAGACUGCUGCAUUUUCACCACAUUUUAACUGCUGUCUAAUGAGAGGAGGAAUUAGUGUUUUACUGAUUGAUGGAAAACAAUUAAUUCCCUCUUAAAGUCCUGCUGUACUGUCAUAAAGUCUGAACUGUAGUUUGCUCUAGUGGUCAUUUGUGUCGUUUAUGUUCCUGUGAAAUUGAACAAAAGAAAAUGCAUGUUUCAGCUCGACAGCGCCAGGUGUCCAUUGACCCCUGUGUUGUGGAUAUAUUCGGUAUUACAGAAUUAUUGCAGAAUUAGAAAAUAUGGUUCCCCUCGUUAGUAUAGUGGUGAGAUAGGACCCACUUGUUUGUGGUUGGCUAUUUUUUACUUUUGAAAGUAAUAGAUAAAAAUUCUUACAUAUUCUUCAAGUGAACAGGACAACAAGCUGCAGAUAUUUUUUGCAGUGUGGCACUCGACAGUCAGCCCUUGAUGAAAUGAAACUCAGAGUUCGAGGAAGCAGCCGAAACCAAAGGCCACAAGCAGGAUGUCAUGUGUUGAACACAACACAAGACUCAUCUGACCGAUAUGUUAACACUAACACACUGGCUACCAUAAGAAGCUCUAAAGUCAUCAGCCUGGUUAAGAUGUAGUAACUGAUGAGAUCACCUCCCCCCGAGAUAUUUCCUUUACCUCUAAAAUGUGGUCCAUUUGAUAAAAUUCUGUUCUUAACAGAUGCAUCAGUAGAUUUGGGUCAUACAUGAAGACCAAACCACAAUAUGUCAUCCCUGCCAGAGAAAUAUGAGAUAAAAAGUGUGACUCGCUUCAUCAUGAAGAUCGUUCUGCUUCUCGCUCUCCUCACAGUCAGUGAAUGUGGCAGCAUCAGCGUUGUUGGUCAAACCGGUCAGAAUGUUACUCUGUCAUGUAAAUACAACUUCAAGUACUACGGAGCGCUGGCAGUCUGCUGGGGACGAGGAGACAUACCAAGCAGUGGCUGCACCAACAAGCUCGUCUCCACAGAUGGUCGUGGAGUGAUAGAAGGAACCAGAGCUUCCAGCAGGUAUCAGUUACUGGGACGACUGGAUGAAGGAGAUGUUUCUCUGACGAUACUGAACCUCACAGAUUCAGAUGCUGGACGGUACGGAUGUAGAGUGGCAAUCCCCGGAUGGUUCAAUGAUGACAAACAUCACUUUGAUUUGACCAUUGAGACAGAUCCACAGACGAACACAUCAACUUCAAACACAGAGACGUCUACAGAGCAGCCGGCAGCCAAAUAUACAAGUACAAGUACAAGUGCAAGUGCAAGUACAGGUCACAUGAAUUUCACAGAGACACUCCUAACUUCCUCCUCCAGUAGCGUCAGUGCUGAGCAGGAGAACAGCAUUGCACCUGUGGUUCUAGUGUGUGCUCUGUUCGUGUUGAUAGCUUUGGUCACAGCAGGUGGACUCGUCAUUAUCAUCAAGAGAUGGACUCUGCUCCAUAAAACCCCUCGGCAGCAGCAGGGCAACAGUUGGGCCUGGUUCAAUUCGACUUCAUCCUCCCUGCACAUCCAUAGAUCAAGUUCGGCGGUGGAAAACGUUUACCAGAUAGACGGAGGCGGCGAUGGAGGCGAGUAUGAGUACUGCCCCUGACCUCAGUGACCCGCUGAGAAGGGAGGCAGGACAACGACAAGCCCUGGGCAACAAACAGGAACUUGUCUCGUUGAUUAAGAACCCAUGCAGGGCUCUUGCAGUCCCCCAGAUUGCCACCAUGAGGCGGUGAGGAAGAUAUGAAACUGUCCUGGUUGAAUCAGGAGGGCAAACAAUGAGAACUCACAACAUUUUUGCUCCAUUGAGAAAAAGUCUCAAAUACUUUACCCCCUUCUUCCAGAAUUAGGGUUCCCAGGCUCUCCCAGUUACAAAAGAGGAACAGCUGUGUUAAAUGCAGAAAAAUAAAUGGUGAAGUAAUAACGACUUUUGUACAGUGUUUUCUAACAAGUGUCUUAAUGAGUCUACUGAAGUUGUCACGGACAUUAAACGUCAUCACAGAGAAAACUGAGACUCAUCUUCUCACUUGUCUGUCUUUACACGCCGACUUCAGUCUCAAACUAUUCUAACUUUACAACUUGUAGAUUGAUCAGUUUAUAGAAAACCUGUAUAGUAAUUGUGUAGUAAGAGACACUUAGUGGUGGAGACAUUAAGUCACGCUAACUGCACUGCAGUCUGUUUAAACCGUAGUUUUUACCUUUAGUGAUUUAAUUUACAUUUCAAAAAUCACAAAGUGGUGCUCAUCUGUGAAGAUUGUUUGCUGACCAAAACCUUUAAGUAUCAUAAACUUUUGUUUGCCACAGAGAUUAUUUUCUGCAAUAUUCACUCAGUCCGAUUUAAAAGAUCUCAUAGGUUUUUUUUUUUGUCAAGAAACCAGGGCGACGCUAACUCCUACAAAAAUACGUCAUCCAUAAACGAGUCUAUUGGUUGAUAAUCCUGCAGACUCUAACCAAACAAACAUGGAUCCUCAUGUCAGCCAAAGACUUUUCAAGAUUAUUCAACAUAAUUGAUUGUCAUGGAUAUAUUGUUGCUGUUGACAACCAGAUGGAUUUGCUGAAGGUCUGUCUCUGUCGAAGUAUGAUGUCAUUGCACUGGAUGGAGUUUUUUUUCCAUAGCAACAGCCUCUGAGGCUCAUGGGUACUGCAGUACUUUGAGCCUUUCAACAAACAUUACAUUCUCUGUUAUUGCUCUGUUACUUUUCAUUUCAUCAACUGUCAAUUGUGUAUUUAAUUUUGUUAAACACUGAUGUAACUCUUGGAUAAUGUGCCUUAGUGAUAAAACUGCUUUCUGUUCUGUUUCAUCUUAAAUAGUCGAAACUAAAACUGACCUUUUUUUGGCACAAAUUCAGCUGUAAUUCUGUUGUAUACUGAUCAUUCCGUCAUGUUGUGAGUAAUUUAAGAUUAUGACAAAUCAUUAAAACAGGGACUGAGAGCA